UAAUUCAUCCCGACUGUAGAGGGCGCUGUAAUAAGAGCACUACUAUAGCAGCAACGAUUGCUGGUUUGUUUUUACUGUGCCCGUUGGUCAGUUCGAGAUUAGAGAAUCAAGGGGAGAUCACUCAACUCAAAUAGUGUAACAGUAUGCAAAGUCUGUCAGUGCAGGCACUGACUCUGCGACAGCUGGGCAGACUGAACUCUCUGCAGCUGCUCUCACCGUGCCAUGGCUCCGGCCUCAGCAUGUGGUGCCCACGGACGUUACAUGCUCGUCAGCUGUGGGGUUCAGCCACUCCACAGACGCACCGAACAGCUAUGUGGCAAAGAUCAUGGGAUGCUCGGCAAAGCUGGUUGCUCCACCAAACACGGCUCAAGAGCACAAGAAAGAAAGGGAAGCAGAAAGUAAUGCAGCAGGAGGAAGAGGAGGAGGAGGAGGAACAGGAGGGUGCAGAGGCUAGUGAUUAUGAGGACGAGCUUCAAGAUGACCCAGGCCUGCCAAAAGACUACAAAGACCAUGAAAAAACUGUCCAGUCUCUACGUUUCGAUCUGGUUUUGAAGGCUGGAUUGGACAUUGCACGACAUGGUGUGGAGGAUGCUUUUUAUAGCCUCAAAUUGAGACUGAAUGGUCAGAAGCUCUCAAAAAAGAGCAAAAUGGUUAAAGUGGGGGAUACACUGGAUCUGAUUCUAAAUGAGGACAAGGAAAUGGACACAGUCUUGCUGAAAAGAGUGAUCUUAAAAAAGGUGGUUGGAGAGACAAAAGAUGCAGAAAAGCAGAGAGUCAUUCUAAGAAGCUGGAAACACCUACAACUUCCCAGAAAGGAUGUGUACAAGCAGUGAAGACCAAUUCUAUUAUGUGUUUGAUAGGUGAAAGGUCAGAAACUGGGACAAAAGUGGUAUUUCCUAUUUCAUUCUCCAGCCGUUUGAUUCAGUGUUUUCUCUGCACAACAAAAACUGAAGGUCUUUCUCACAUCUGUUCACUUGACAGUAGUUCUCAUACUAGUUAGUUCUCAUGUUCUCAUACUACUUGCAGAUGUUUUUAUGAACUUUACAGGUCACAAAUGGAACACAAACACAUCCUAAUGUUUAGAGGUGGUUUGUGUUAUAUGCAUUUUUUUUGUAUUUUUAUUUAGUAUUUACUAGUUUCACAAAAAUACCAUUGUGAGAUCAGAUUGCGUUUGGGAUAUUAAAUGUUUUCAGGAUUUUUGAUCCCGUUUAUAGCUUAUUUAGCUUACUAUUGUCUUUAUGACAUAGGUAGAUUUUCAGUGAGCAGUCUUCAGAAAAGGUACUGAGAGCCUCUGCAUACAACUGUACUUAACAGAGCCAGAUUAAAAAAGAAAUGUUUUGCACAGCAUGUUUGCAGAUUAUUCAAAAGUGAGUCCAAACCUAAACAAAUACAGGUUCCAAAACUGUAUUGCUUACUUUUUUUCUUCAUUAUGAUGACCAGUGGUGGAAUGUGUAAAGAACACAAAUUUGAUCUUGAUAAACAUCAAAGAUAAACGUAUCUGUCUUAACUUAGUUUUUUUUAAGGUUUUCUCUGAGGAUAAAGGGCUCCCAUUGACCCUGACUGUGUAUAUGAAUUAUAAUAAAAGGAUCAUGAAACCCA
Molecule: messenger RNA, 1599 nt
Organism: Ctenopharyngodon idella (grass carp)
Lineage: Eukaryota; Metazoa; Chordata; Actinopteri; Cypriniformes; Xenocyprididae
Gene: mtres1
Product: mitochondrial transcription rescue factor 1
Exons: 4
Coding region: 144-833 (229 amino acids)
Source: RefSeq, a predicted model, not a curated record